Messenger RNA from Soboliphyme baturini, 897 nucleotides. The record is from the annotation of a GenBank genome assembly. Lineage: Eukaryota; Metazoa; Nematoda; Enoplea; Dioctophymatida; Soboliphymatidae.
AUGUCGCCGUCGUCUGUGGACCGACCACAGCAGCAGCAGCAUCCGCUGAUGGUGCAAGACACAAUGGACAACGAAAGAUUGAUCGCGGCGGUCGCCGCUUACCCCGAGCUGUACGACACGUCGCUGAACCCGUAUCGCGAUGGCCAACGCAAGGACAGCAUCUGGAACAUGAUCGCAUGCAACAUGAAACACUCAAGUGCUGAGUGCAAGACUCGUUGGAAGAACCUCAGGGACAGUUUUGUAAAGAUCCUGCGUUCGGGAGGCGUCACCAAGCGCGGCAUCGCUAAACGGCCAUGGCGUUACGCGAAACAGAUGGAGUUCUUGGUGCCGUUUGUUCAAAUAAAGAGAUCCAGUAACGGAUACCGCCACAGAAAGGAUGCGCGCCGGCCUCCGCCGCGACCCUUGACCGCCGCCGGACGCUGCGAGGGGCUGCACGUCGGCGUGGACACCGCCGAACUGCCGCCGUUGCCAACGUCGAGUAUCACUGAUGACGGCGACGGCGACGGCGGAGGCUGGAACGAGCGUGUGUCGUGCGACGAGUUACGGCUGCCGAGGAGCUGUUCGCCGACGGCGACCGCCGAGCGCCGCCGAGAUUGUGCGCUGCCGCUGUCCGCCUGCGACGCGCGCUCGUCGCCGUCUCCGUCGCUGCGCGUCGAUAGCGUUCAGUUUGCCGCGGCGGCGGCUCGCGCCGGUCUCGGCCUGUUUGACGUGCUUUGUCCGACCGAUCGGCAGAUGACGCUGAAGAGCGGCAGUGGCGAUGAGUCGUCGUCGGACGACGAGGACGAGUUGUUCAUGAAAAGCCUUGUCCCCUGCCUGCGACGUUUGCCGCCGCCGAAACGCUCCUAUGCAAAGCUGAUCAUUCAGCAGUUGCUUUACGAACUGCAGUACUACACGUGA